AUGUUCGCAUGGUACCAAAAGGCGGAAAUCUGUUAUGCGUACUUGGAUGAUGUUGUCCAAGAGGGGUGCUCUGGGAUCAUUCCUGAUGGGGUCGGGAAUUCCGAGUUUCGGCUGCAUGCUGAGCUCCGGGGGAGCAAGUGGUUCACGCGAGGGUGGACGCUGCAGGAGCUUAUUGCCCCGCGGGUCCUUCUCAUGCUCAAUGUGGACUGGGUGGAUAUCGGGUAUAAAAGGGAUCUGUGCUACAUACUACACUGCAUAACUGGAAUCGACGAGGCUAUGCUGCGAGGCACGGCGAAGCUUGAGAGCUUCAGCAUCGCCAAGAGAAUGUCAUGGGCCGCGGAUAGACAGACCACCUGGCCGGAAGAUAUCGCUUAUAGCCUGAUGGGUAUUUUCAACGUCAACCUGCCGCUGAUUUACGGGGAAGGUGACAAAGCGUUUCUUCGGUUGCAGGAAGAAAUCAUCAGAAAUUCCGAUGACCACUCGAUAUUUGCAUGGGAAAGAGACACGGUUUCGAUCAACAACCCAAGCGGCAUUCUGUCACAUGCACCAGCGGAUUUCAAGUUCUCGGCCAAUAUCGUUCCUGUUAAGAUGUCGGGCUUGCCGUUCGACGUGACGAAUCGGGGCAUUAGAUUGCAGCUGAAUUUGAGUCGUGGCCGUGCAAUCAUCCUGCCUUGUCAGGACACUUCUCGAAACAAUUGGUUUGUUACAGUGGGCGUCAUGCGAAAAUCAGAAGAAUCUGUUGCCAGUUACUUGCGUCAAUUUGUACGGGUUGGCCCAAAAUUAUCACAUCGCCAGAGUUAUUGGAGUUUCAGCUCAGGGUUCCGUCGGGGCACCGGUGAUGUAUACGUGGCCAAGGUCUAG
Messenger RNA from Aspergillus chevalieri, 861 nucleotides. RefSeq lists its product as uncharacterized. The coding region runs from base 1 to 861 and encodes 286 amino acids. The record is from RefSeq and is a predicted model, not a curated record. The transcript has a single exon. NCBI's taxonomy places the organism in Eukaryota, Fungi, Ascomycota, Eurotiomycetes, Eurotiales, Aspergillaceae.